AUGCCCGUUUUACUUAACAGCACAUCACUACCAUCUUUGACCUUCUUUCUGACUGGUGUUCCUGGAUUAGAAUCUGUUCAUACCUGGAUCUCUAUCCCUUUUUGCUGUCUAUACAUAACAGCCCUCUCUGGAAACGGUAUGAUCUUGUUUGUCAUCAUCACUGAACCAAGCCUGCAUGAGCCCAUGUACUAUUUCCUCUCUAUGCUCUCCACCACUGACCUAGGUUUAUGCAUGUCCACACUCGUGACUAUGCUGCGAAUAUUCUGGUUCAAUGCCAGAGAAAUCAGUUUUAAUGCUUGCCUAGCUCAGAUGUUCUUUAUUCAUUUAUUCACUAUCAUGGAAUCUUCAGUACUCUUAGCUAUGGCCUUUGAUCGAUUUGUGGCCAUCUCCAACCCCUUGAGAUAUGCGACUAUCCUCACAAACUCCAGAAUCACCCAAAUUGGAAUUGCAAUUGUCACAGUUGCAACAGUAAUCUUAAUACCCCUUAUCCUGCUACUUAGACGCCUCUCUUUCUGUCACAGUCAUGUGCUUCGUCAUUCUUAUUGCUUCCAUCCUGAUGUGAUGAAACUCUCCUGUUCAGACACCAAGAUCAAUAGUGCAUUUGGGUUGACUGUAACAAUCUUAAUUGGUGGGGUGGAUUCCACAUUAAUCCUACUCUCCUAUAUACUGAUCAUCCGCUUAAUCCUCAACAUUGCAUCCCCAGAGGAACGCAAGAAAGCCUUCAGCACCUGCAUCUCCCACAUCACUGCUGUUUCUAUUUUCUAUAUUCCAUUGGUCAGCCUGUCCUUUGUCCACAGAUUUGGGAAACAAGCUCCUCCCUACUUGCCUACACUUAUUGCCAAUAUGAGUCUACUCAUUCCCCCAGUGAUGAACCCAAUAAUUUAUAGUGUAAAGACUAAAGAGAUACGUAAAGCUUUGCUCAAAGUUCUUUGUCCUAAGGCAGUCCGAAUCUAA
Messenger RNA from Antechinus flavipes (yellow-footed antechinus), 954 nucleotides. RefSeq names its product olfactory receptor 51F2-like. Bases 1 to 954 code for a protein of 317 amino acids. Gene Ontology annotation, cellular component: membrane. Gene Ontology annotation, biological process: G protein-coupled receptor signaling pathway. The record is from RefSeq and is a predicted model, not a curated record. NCBI's taxonomy places the organism in Eukaryota, Metazoa, Chordata, Mammalia, Dasyuromorphia, Dasyuridae. The transcript has a single exon. Gene Ontology annotation, molecular function: G protein-coupled receptor activity; olfactory receptor activity.